UGCAUUUGUCAGAGAUUGGUCUGGUGGCUUUGCAAGUCAAGGAGAAGCCUUUAUCUUCCUCUAUUGCUCUCUCUCUCUCUAGCUCUGUUGCAUGAAUGCUCGUCUAUUUUGUUAGUCAAUCAAUCUCAUAGAGAAAAAUUUAAGUCAUGGAAGGAUCAUCACCUCUUCUAGUUUUAGCUUUUUGUGCUUCUUGCAUCUUUGGCCACCUGAUUGAGUUAGUUCAAGCUCAAAAUCAAUCCCAAGCUACUACAGAUCCUACUGAAGUUAGAGCAUUGAAUACAAUAUUUCAAAAAUGGGGGAUCUCAGCAAAUUCAAAGCAAUGGAAUAUAAGUGGGGAACCAUGCAGUGGAGCAGCUAUUGACUCCACCAGCUUCAAUGACGGAAACUACAACCCCUUGAUCAAAUGCGAUUGUUCGUUUAAUAAUAGCACUACUUGCCACAUGACCCAAUUGAAGGUUUAUGCUGUGAGUGUUUUUGGAGGAAUCCCAGAAGAAUUAUGGACUUUGACUUUCCUCUUCAAUCUGAAUUUGGCCCAAAAUUACUUGAUAGGUAACCUGUCUGCAUCCAUUGGCAAUCUAACUCGCAUGCAAUACCUGAGUUUUGGCAUCAAUGCAUUAUCAAGGACACUUCCAAAGGAACUUGGAAAUCUUAUGGAGUUAUCGUCAUUAUCUUUUUCAACUAACAACUUCACUGGUUCUCUCCCAUCGGAGCUUGGGAAUUUAGUGAAAUUACAACAGCCCUACUUUGAUAGUUUUGGAGUUACUGGUGAGAUUCCUUCGACAUUUGCUAAUUUAAAAAGCCUACAGGCGAUGUGGGCAUCAGACACUGAACUCACAGGCAGGAUACCUGACUUCAUAGGGAAUUGGUCAAAACUUAUUACCUUGAAGCUUGUAGGAAACUCUUUUGAAGGUCCAAUACCCUCAACGUUUUCCAAUUUGACUUCUCUAACAGAGUUGAGAAUAAGUGAUUUGUCUAAUGGGAACUCUUCACUAGCAUUUAUAAAGAAUAUGAAAUUUCUAAGUACCUUAGUACUAAGGAAUAAAAAAAUUUCUAAUUCAAUUCCAUCCAAUAUAGGAGAAUACCAACAGUUGACACAGCUGGAUUUGAGCUUCAACAAUAUAACAGGACAGAUUCCAGAUGCACUUUUCAAUUUGAGUUCGCUCUCUUACUUGUUUCUUGGAAAUAAUAAGUUAAAUGGCACUCUACCUGCACGAAAAACCACAUCUCUUCUCAACAUUGAUUUGUCUUACAAUAAUUUAGAGGGAAGCUUUCCUUCUUGGGUCAGCAAACAAAAGUUACAAGUUAAUUUAGUUGCCAACAAUUUCACUAUAGAAAGUUCAAACAACAGUGUUUUGCCUUCAGGAUUGAACUGUCUUCAACGGGAUUUUCCUUGCAAUAGAGAUUAUGACUUUGCAAUUAAGUGUGGUGGUCCUCAGAUUACCUCUUCUAAAGGGAUUGUGUAUGAGAGGGAUAAUGAGACACUUGGUCUAGCUACAUAUUAUGUGAUUAACACACACAGAUACUAUGGCUUAGGGCUUGAGAAUGGAAACUACACUGUGAGCCUCCAAUUUGCAGAAAUAGCUUUUGAUAACACUAACACUUGGCGAAGUCUUGGGAGACGUGUAUUUGAUAUUUAUAUCCAGGGCAAUCUUGUAGUAAAGGAUUUUGAUAUACGAAAGAAUGCCAGUAGUGCCUCUUACCGAGCAGUUCAGAUGCAGUAUAAUAAGGUUCAGGUAUCAGAAAACUACCUUGAAAUCCAUCUCUUUUGGGCUGGAAAAGGGACUUGCUGUAUACCUAAUCAAGGCACUUACGGACCUUCUAUUUCAGCCAUCAGUGCUAGCCCAGAAUUUACACCCACUGUUAGUAACAGACCUCCAAGCAGCAACAAGAAUAGGACUGGUUUGAUUGUGGGUCUCGUUGUUGGGGUUUUGAGCUUUAUAUCUGUUUUCGUGGUUUUUGUAUUGUUUGAAGAAGAAAACCUUCAACCAAUGAUGAUGAAGGGAACACUUAAAGACGGGAGAGGAAUUGCCGAGAAGCAACUGUCCGUAACAUCACACCAAGGAGAGAACCAAUUCAUAAAUGAGAUUGCUACUAUAUCUGAAGUGCAGCACCGCAACCUUGUGAAGUUGUAUGGAUGUUGCAUUGAGGGAGAUAAAAAAUUCCUUGUGUAUGAGUAUCUAGAGAAUAAAAGUCUUGAUCUAGCAUUAUUUGGAAACAGAACUUUGAAUCUUGAUUGGUCAACACGCUUUGAUAUAUGCUUGGGUGUAGCAAGAGGUUUAGCUUAUCUUCAUCAGGAGUCACGACUUCGAAUAGUGCACAGAGAUGUGAAGGCCAGUAAUAUUCUGCUUGAUUCUGAUCUUAUCCCCAAAAUAUCAGACUUUGGCUUGGCCAAACUUUAUGAUGAUAAAAAAAAGCCACAUAAGCACCCGCGUGGCAGGGACCAUUAUGCCAUGCGUGGGUACCUUACAGAGAAGGCUGAUGUGUUUGCCUUUGGUAUUGUGGCUCUAGAGAUUGUUAGUGGGAGGCCAAAUUCUGACUCAAGCUUGGAAGAAGAAAAGAAGCAUCUUCUUGAAUGGAGUGACGACUUCAUCAAGUCCGAGGUGGAUCCAAAGGAUGAUAGUGUCGUUCUUGCCCAGCCCGUUAUGGACCAGCCCGUUAUUCCUCUAACCCUGUUAGCCAACCCUCCAAAUGCUGAAGAUCCUUCAACUCAAGAUGUCCAAGACCCUCCUCCUAAAGGUGACAAGAUCCCUUAA
Messenger RNA from Quercus robur (English oak), 2753 nucleotides. RefSeq names its product probable LRR receptor-like serine/threonine-protein kinase At1g56140. Lineage: Eukaryota; Viridiplantae; Streptophyta; Magnoliopsida; Fagales; Fagaceae. The coding region runs from base 147 to 2753 and encodes 868 amino acids. The record is from RefSeq and is a predicted model, not a curated record. Gene Ontology annotation, biological process: protein phosphorylation. The transcript has 24 exons. Gene Ontology annotation, molecular function: protein kinase activity; ATP binding; protein binding.